Molecule: messenger RNA, 2991 nt
Organism: Parathielavia appendiculata
Lineage: Eukaryota; Fungi; Ascomycota; Sordariomycetes; Sordariales; Chaetomiaceae
Product: SAICAR synthase-like protein
Exons: 2
Coding region: 1-2991 (996 amino acids)
Biological process (GO): phosphatidylinositol phosphate biosynthetic process
Cellular component (GO): plasma membrane
Molecular function (GO): 1-phosphatidylinositol-4-phosphate 5-kinase activity
Source: RefSeq, a predicted model, not a curated record
AUGCCCUCCUUUGUGCCGGAGACAAGCACGGCGAUUGAUUCGCAGUCCUCGGGCGUUGUGCACCUCGACCAGGCCGCCGAGUACGGUAUAUCCCAAUCAAAAGUCAAUGGAACCAUUGCACGGCAGCCGCACUCGCACACAUCAAAUGAGAGCUUCGACGGGAGCUUGGCAAAUUCGUCCGGCUCAUCGACAACCUCGGAGACGUCUAUAGAACCUGACCAGCGUACGACCAAAACGUUCUCUUUCCCGCGGAGCAUGAUUUCACCACAUCAUGGAAGCACUGGCGGCGGACUGAAUGGACUGGGAACUGUCGAGUCCCGGGGCCGAAAACCGCUGCCCUUCAAUAACUCGACGACACUGGUGGAUCGGACAGUACCGAGCCCAGCGCCCGUAGAGAAAGAACACGACUCGCAGAGCUCGAAAACGAGUGAUGGGGUUCCGCGCGUCAGCUCUGGGACUGAACUUCCCUCGUCAUCGCACUCUGGGGUUGAGGUAUAUAUCCACCCUGUCAGCAAAGGAGACAUUCGUACUGUCGAGAACGGAUCAUCGUCCCCGGCUCUCGCUGUUGCCAGCGCCCCCGCACUUGGGGCCCAGACUUCCAGCCCCGCCCCGAGUCAUAGAACCCAAAAGGCACCCCAUCGAUUCUCGUCGCCUCCAGUCUAUGACCAACCUACCUCGUCCGGCCCGUUGCAAACCCAGCCAGUCCCCGGGAUCAAGCAUCGCCAUACCCUGGAAGUUCCCAAAGUCACCUCCGCACGGGGCUCACGAGACGGAAACGAUACCGCCUAUUCAAGUGGCAGGUUCUCACCGACCAUCGCCCCUGUUGGGGGUCGCAGGGCAUCGCUGAACUUGGCGAGGAGGAACACACGGUCGCUCCACUCGGAAGGGCCGCGCGAUGAAGUCAUUCCAGAUGAGGAUGCCAUGCGGUGGGCAGAGGCGUACAGGCAAAAGCGGGCCAGCAAGAGGAGGAAAAGGGAGAUCGAGGAUGACGACAGGGUGCUGGUCGGGACCAAGGUGGACGAGACGCAUGCGAACUGGGUGACGGCCUAUAACAUGCUGACGGGCAUCCGCGUCUCUGUUUCGAGGACCAACGCGAAGCUCGACCGGCCCCUGACCGACGCCGACUUUGACGUCAAACAGAAAUCCACCUUUGACAUCGCCGGAAACGAGUUGGUGCCGUCGGCCAAGUACGACUUCAAGUUUAAGGACUACGCCCCUUGGGUGUUCCGCCACCUGCGCGCCCUCUUCCGCCUCGACCCUGCUGACUACCUCAUGUCGCUGACCGGCAAGUACAUCUUGUCAGAGUUAGGGUCGCCUGGCAAGAGCGGCAGUUUCUUCUACUUCUCCCGGGACUACAAGUACAUCAUCAAAACCAUCCACCACGCCGAGCAUAAGUUUCUCCGCAGGAUCUUGAAGGAUUACUACCAGCACGUCAAGGACAACCCCAACACGCUCCUUUCUCAGUUCUACGGCCUUCAUCGGGUCAAGAUGCCGUAUGGUAGGAAGAUCCACUUCGUCGUCAUGAACAAUCUCUUCCCUCCGCACAGGGAUAUUCACCAGACCUUUGAUUUAAAGGGCUCGACAGUUGGCCGGGACUACAGGGAAGAAGACCUGGAGAAGAAUCCGAGGGCGACAUUGAAGGAUCUCAACUGGCUGCGACGGAAGAGGCAUCUCGAGCUGGGCAUCCAAAAAAAGCAGCUCUUCCUUGCGCAGCUACAUAAGGAUGUGCGGCUAUUGCAAAGAUUGCAGAUUAUGGAUUACUCUUUGCUCAUAGGCAUACACGAUCUUCAACGGGGCAACGAGGAGAACCUGAGGGAUAAGACCCUGCGCGUCUUCAAUCCCGGCGGUAACAACACCGCGGACGACUUCGACCCGAACUCGGUCCUGAUGCGGACCCCGUCCAAGCUGGAAAAUCAACGCAAGGCGAGGGAGCUUCGUCAGAUGAUACAGUCGGAGAAGCCCGUUCCGAUGGGUGAGACGAGCAGCAGGAUGCCGGACGAACUCGAGGAGGGACAGAACCGGCCGGGGUUCAUCUUCUACCAAGACGACGGCGGUUUCCGGGCGACGCACGAAGACAACGCCCCAGGAGAAGAGAUCUACUACUUGGGAGUGAUUGACUGCCUUACCCACUACGGUAUCAUCAAGAAGAUAGAGCACUUCUGGAAAGGCCUCUCGAGUGAUCGCAGUCAGAUCUCGGCCCUGCCGCCGCAGGAAUACGGGGAGAGGUUUAUCAACUUCAUCACGAACGUUACCAAGUCCCAGGAAGAGGCUGCCCGAGCUGCUCAUGAACGAGACGCUGCGCUUAUGGCUGAGGCGGCUGCCGCCGUCCCACCCGCUCCUAACUACCAGGCUCCGUUGCCCCCGUCCACUUCGCCAUCGGGACAAAGGCCAGCCGAACAGCAGACAAGGAAUGCGGAAACAGCUGGGCCAGAGGAGAAAGCUCCAGAACGAAUAUUAAGAAACACCAUCACCUCUCCUCCUCCGAGCAGCACCCUCGUAGUCGGCAAGGCCGGUCACGGUCCGAAUGGCGCGGCAAUGGAGCGCAGAGAGACAACCGUGCUCCCGGUUCUGGAAGAAGCCGCCGAGGGCACAUCAACCGGGGACCGCAUUCGAAACAGCCACCUGAGCAGCCUAACCGUGGAAAGCGAUGCCAGACCGUUGACGCCUGCCAAGGACGGCGACGAAAAGGAACCGGGGUUCGGCAACCCACUCCUAGGCGCUCGCAGCGGCAGCGGCAGCGGCAGCACGUCACGUCCGCCGCCCACUCCGCCGAAAACGGGCCGCGGGUACCCUGGUCAGGGCAAGUCGGAAAGCGCCGACAGCGGGUACGGAGUCGGUGCCAACGGGAGCAGCACCAACAGCGGCCUCAAGAGCCUCACGGGGUCCCAGAAGUCAUUGAAUAUCCGAUCGCAGGUCAGCCGCGACAGCCUGGAUAAAGCCCUUCCUCCGCUUCCGAGCGCUGCCCCGGCCUAUCCACAUGGCGUAUCGUAG